AUGGAUGCCAAACCGGAAGCCGACGUUAUUUGGUGGGAUGUUGACACCUUUCGCGUAAGAUGCCCACAUUGCGAAGGGGUUCAUGACCAUCAUCAUGUCAACUGGAAUGGGGCCCAGACACGAGUUCCACAUUGCGGCCACCCUGAAUCCUACUUAUGCUGUUUCCCAAUCAACGAUGAGGGCCAGGUCGCUUAUGAAAUCGACAAGAAACAAGCGCGAUAUGUGAAUAUAUGCUAUAGUAGGGAUGAUAUAGAUGAACUAGACUCACUGUCGCAUGAGUUUGCCUCUAGAGCCAAAGUCACUGUCGAUGACGAAAACGAUCUAAGCUUCGACAGAGACUCUGAGGAAAUGACAACCAUUACAGGAUAUGACUCGGAGUUGUAUGAAGAAAAAGCCAUUCAUGUUACCAUUGCAGAUUGCAAGGACGGAAAUACCGAAGAGGUUCGAGAGUAUCUCGAGUGUUCCCCUGAAGCCCAGCUUUUCCUUCACGGGCGUGACGAUGAAGGCAAUACUACCCUAACCUAUGCGGCGAUGAGAAAAAGCUCAAGUAUGGUAUCUCUACUCUUGGAGCACGGUGCUAGUGUGAAUGCGGUCAAUCACAGAGGGAGGAGUCCGCUCAUGGAAGCAGCGCUAUGGGGUAGACUCGACAAUGCAAAACUUCUCCUGGAAAACGCCGCGGACAAAAACUUGCGAGAUGAUGGAAACCGGCUUGCGGUCGACCUUGCUCGGCCUACCCAAAGAAAUCGACGAGAUAUAUAUGAACGAAUUGGGGGGUACACAUCGCUUUAUUCUAAAAAAGAGCUGCAGCGCCCAGAGGACACCUUCAAAAGAGACUUUGAUCGCCGAAGCAUUGUACGCCUCCUUGGUGGAGAGGACAGGAAGUCCAAGAAUAUAUUUGGCACCCCUCCAAUAUUAUCGCAAUACAGGGAUUACUUUUUCAAAAAAUCACCAAUGGAGGGUUCAAUCAUAUUACAUGGCCCUGUUACAACUUAUCCAGUGGCAUCGAGAUCAAAAACAGUCGCGCGUCUAGAGAGGGGCGGUAAAUUUGAAUCUAUUGUAGCUAUGAGUGGAUGGUCGCAUGGUCAAUGGCUACCAGCCAGUGUUAGCGGCCGACAGUGGACAGAUGAGGUUCUCAACAUUUCUUGUCUUGUUGAUCAUACCCCCGCUUGUGAUAGCGACCGCGAUCAAAACUGUCCGGGUCAAUACAACGCUUGCCAUGCCGAAAAGCAGUUAAUUGCAUACUUUAUUGAUCGUCACGUUUUUCUCAGCCGCGAUAGCGAGCCAGAUUCCAAACUUGAAGAAGAUAUUGAAUCUGUGGGAAAGCAAUUGAAGAGACUGAGCGGAGGGUCGGAAGGCCAACAAAUACUCAAUUUAGAAAGUCAAUUGAAAGAUCUAAAACAGCAGCAAGCCAAUCGUGAAAAGCUUGCCAGAAUGUCCAAAGCACCACCACCGGCCUCCCUAUCUGAAGCGGUUAUACUCAUCAGUUCCCCGGUUUGUGCCGAUUGCUUACAGUUCAAAAACAAAGUCAAUCAAAAACUUAAGCUAUCGCUGCAAUUAUUUGCCGCAUGUUAA
Molecule: messenger RNA, 1572 nt
Organism: Arthroderma uncinatum
Lineage: Eukaryota; Fungi; Ascomycota; Eurotiomycetes; Onygenales; Arthrodermataceae
Exons: 1
Coding region: 1-1572 (523 amino acids)
Molecular function (GO): protein binding
Source: RefSeq, a predicted model, not a curated record